Molecule: messenger RNA, 720 nt
Organism: Caenorhabditis remanei
Lineage: Eukaryota; Metazoa; Nematoda; Chromadorea; Rhabditida; Rhabditidae
Exons: 5
Coding region: 1-720 (239 amino acids)
Molecular function (GO): calcium ion binding
Source: RefSeq, a predicted model, not a curated record
AUGAACCACUCUACCGAAUCGCUCAACGACGGCGUUACCGAGGAGUUUAAGGGCCUCGGCGUGGAGGACGAUAAGACGGCGCUUACCACGGACAACCUGGAGAAGUUCGGCGGACUCCAGAAAUCCGAGUCCUCCACUCGCUCUUCUUCCAUGAGCCUUCGCUCCUUCAGUACUUCGUCUCGCUCAUCGAUUCGUCGGGAGUACCCAUCUCCGCCACCAUAUCUCUUCGAGAAGUUCCCGGAAUUUUCGAGAGAGCAGAUCAAGGUGUUUGUCGAUAGUUUCUACAAGUUCGACAAGGAUCAGGACUGCUACCUCAACUUCAUGGAGAUCAAGAGAUUCAUGGAGUCAUUGGGAGAGGCGCAAACCCAUCUUGCCACCAUCGACCUUCUCAAGCAGCUGAAGAAGGACAAGAAUGGAAAGUUCAACUUGGAGGAAUUCAUCAUGCUGUUCCGUCUGGCCACCAAGACCGAUGCUGUGUCCUGCCUUUAUGUUUUCAAAAAGCUGGCCGACAGCAUCAACGUCCAGGAGGUCGGUGUCAAGGCGGCCGCGCGUUUCUUCGAGGCAAAGGCUGAGGAGGCUGCCGGGUCGAAAGUCACUAAGGGCAUUCCUGCGAAUGUCGAGGCUGAGCGUUUGGCCGAGUUGGAAAAGCAGCAGAAGCUGGAGGAAGAGAAAAAGGCCAAGAAGGCCAAAUUCCAAAAGUUGGUGCAGAAUUUCCAGUAG